AUGCCCGAAUUGGCGUUGCCUGCUUCUCUUUUCCCCCGCCUCUCUGCUCAGUGCUACACAUUCCUCAAGGAUCUCAAAUAUCACUUGUUUAAAUUUUGUCCUGAUUGUGGCAGAGAUUGCCCGAACACAAAUGCAGCGUUGGACAGACACCGCAGACGGUACUGCCCAUUCGAAAAUCGAGUGCAUCGACGUGAGCAAGAGGCAGUUGAGGUGAUUUUGGCAUUGACGGUGGAGAGAAAUUUCAACGUGCAGCACUUGCUCAGAAGUGACAAGAUCGACUACACGAGGAGAUGGCUUCUUGAUGUGUGCAUCGUACUUAUAAAUUAG
Molecule: messenger RNA, 327 nt
Organism: Echinococcus granulosus
Lineage: Eukaryota; Metazoa; Platyhelminthes; Cestoda; Cyclophyllidea; Taeniidae
Exons: 1
Coding region: 1-327 (108 amino acids)
Source: RefSeq, a predicted model, not a curated record